This is a messenger RNA of Diplodia corticola, 1023 nucleotides long. Its product is annotated as synaptonemal complex protein 2-like. The record is from RefSeq and is a predicted model, not a curated record. NCBI's taxonomy places the organism in Eukaryota, Fungi, Ascomycota, Dothideomycetes, Botryosphaeriales, Botryosphaeriaceae. The coding region runs from base 1 to 1023 and encodes 340 amino acids. The transcript has a single exon.
AUGCCGGAACUCAGCCACGUCGUAGGUGCCCUGAAGGACUCACCAAGGUCUAACUUCACCGGAGUACUACAACAAAGAGCCUCUCGGCCUGGACAGCGCUGGACCAAGCGCGAACUUCAACCCAGGCUGGAGAGCGCGACUGUAGAGGGGAUGUCCUCCAAGGAAUGCCGAGCCAUCCAGUACAGGACCUUGCUUGCGGAUCUUAUGUGCUACAAUCACACAGUUGCAGCUAAAGACCGGCCUGAACCCGGAGUUGUGGCCAAGAAAGACGACAAGGACUGGCUUCUAGCGGAUUUGAGCGAUGGAUGGAUACGGAGGCUCGAAACUCACGCCGGCCAAGAGUUGCAAAGGCAGAAGGAAGAGGAUGCCAGGGAGCAGUAUCGUAGAAUCCUGGAUGGUCAGCUCCUGAGUCAAGUCGAGUGGGGAAGAAUACGGGCCAGAAACCAGAAGAUGGAACGUGCUGCAAACAAGAAGAUGUGGGAAGAGUGCAAGACGAUGACUUUAGGGCGCUGGAAGGAUGCCGCAGGCUUUGACUACACAGAUAAGGUUCAGGAACUGCUCGAUUUGCAGGCCUUCCAUGACAUCCAGAAGGCUGAGCUUAACACUCACACGGAAACGGCUCAGUCGUUGGUCGCGAAGGCAAUUCUUACGACCGAGAGCCUUGCGACGGCUGCCGACAGCUGCCUUGACGUGCUUGAAAAUCAGACAGAAACGACUGAAUGUCUAUUAGACCUAUCCGAGCAGAGCAUGCUGAGGGCCCAUACACGAGUGCGCAGGCUCAUGGCGACAGAUGUCGAGGGCGAGGUGGCUCGUAAAGAAGAGAUGCGACGACGACUCGAACAUCCGAAAGCAUUGGAUUACAUGUUCGAAGGCAAGACCGAACUAGAAGCGGCGAGAGCGGUGGCGAACUCAACCAGGAGGUUUUUGGAGAGUAUCGAAGAAGACCUUGAGAAGACUGUUCUGGCAACCGUAGACACGAUAAGCUCGCUGAAGGAUGCGCGAUUGGCGCUGGACUUUCAGUGA